GCGGGGCACCGACUGGUUGCUGGUGACGUAGGCAGGGCUGAGGAGUGCGGCGCUGGCGGUAGUGAUGGGCGAUUCGGGUGGUGUCGGUCCGGUCCUGGCGCUCACGCUGCUGUUCUCGUACCUGUGGACCCUCUCGCAGGGCACGGAGCUGAGGUUCGUGACGUGCGGGUCCAUCGUGAAGCUGCUGAACGUCAAGCACAACGUCAGGCUGCACUCGCACGAUGUCCGAUACGGGUCUGGGAGCGGCCAGCAGUCGGUGACGGGCGUCACGGCCGUGGAGGACAGCAACAGCUACUGGAGCGUGCGUGGCACGGGCAGCGCGGCGUGCCAGCGCGGCACCCCCGUGCGCUGCGGCCAGACCAUCCGGCUGACCCACGUCAACACCGGCCGCAACCUGCACAGCCACCACUUCUCCUCGCCGCUGUCCGCCAACCAGGAGGUGAGCGCGUUCGGGGAGGACGGAGAGGGGGACACCCUGGACGAGUGGACGGUGCUGUGCGGGGGGGAGCUGUGGGAGCGCGAGGAGCCCGUGCGCCUCCGCCACGUCGCCACUGAGGGGCUCCUGUCCGUCACGGGCGAGCAGUACGGCCGGCCCAUCCACGGGCAGCGCGAGGUCCACGCCAUGCGCCACGCCAGCCAGCACAACUACUGGAGGGCCAUGGAGGGCGUCUUCGUGAAGCCCAGCGAGGUCCCGGGCAGGGACGCCAGGAGAACGCUGCACACCGAGUUUUAACUCCUCCGCGGGGCUCCGGCUCCACCGCGGCCUGAGCCGUCUCGGGUUUUCGCCAGCUCCAGGCUGGAAUGGCUAGGAACUGUUAUCUGGAGUACGUGUGGACACACAUUGGUUCAAAUCAUUAUAAAGGUAUUACUUCUGCACAAGUAACACAGGUUCCUGCAAUGCAGUGCGAGUUGUCGAUUUCCAUCCCGGGCUCAGUCUCAUUGCCGGGACUUUACGAGAGGACUGGCUUUUGUAUUUCACAUCUCCUAGGGGUUUGGGCUGUAAAGGCGCUGGAACCCAGACCCUGAUCUUUGGAUUGUCCGAAAAUAGUUUUAAAAGCAGGGAGCGCCACUGGAGCACCACUGCGGGAUGCGCCCUGGGGUGUGUCCGUCAGGUCUGUGGAGAGCUUGUAGUACCGGAAUCGGGUCGCACCACUGGUGGGAGGGGUUUUGGGGUGCGUCUGCCGGCGCUCACAGUUUGGAGCUAACCCAUUGACGACCCACACGCGGGGAGGAGAAUUGGAAAAAGGAAACUUCAGGGCGAGGCAGUAAGCAGACAAUCAGGCCCGGCUUGUGGAUUUCAGAUGUACCGGGGGCAAAGGCAUUUGUGGUUUUGUUCCUGGAAGAACCUGUUCUUGUUUUCUUGUUUUUUAUUUCUUGAUUAGAAGUAUCGACUUUGCAGUUCUCAGUAUUAGAAGAUGAUGUCACUUUUUUUGACCGUGAUACAAGGUUUUGGGUUGAUUUACGGAUCUAUACAUCAUAUUUCCGUGCUGGGAUGGCACAGCGGUUAGGAUUCGGGCCCCUGGGGUGCUAUCUGUGUGGGGUUUGUAUGUUUUCCCCAUGUUCUUGUUGGUUUCCUCCCACAGCCCAGAGUCGU
This is a messenger RNA of Lepisosteus oculatus (spotted gar), 1594 nucleotides long. RefSeq names its product stromal cell-derived factor 2 (gene sdf2). Lineage: Eukaryota; Metazoa; Chordata; Actinopteri; Semionotiformes; Lepisosteidae. The record is from RefSeq and is a predicted model, not a curated record.